This is a messenger RNA of Lodderomyces theae, 3918 nucleotides long. RefSeq names its product transcription factor TFIIIC subunit. Lineage: Eukaryota; Fungi; Ascomycota; Pichiomycetes; Serinales; Debaryomycetaceae. The coding region runs from base 1 to 3918 and encodes 1305 amino acids. Gene Ontology annotation, biological process: transcription initiation at RNA polymerase III promoter; 5S class rRNA transcription by RNA polymerase III. The transcript has a single exon. Gene Ontology annotation, molecular function: DNA binding. The record is from RefSeq and is a predicted model, not a curated record. Gene Ontology annotation, cellular component: transcription factor TFIIIC complex.
AUGCUGUUUCCUUACACACCAUACGAAACGGUAGCAUUUACUGCAGAGAAGCUAGCGUUUUCAGGUUUCCGUGGCCUUCUCUUGUCCGAGCUUUGGCAGGUGAUUCAGGAGGAGUUUAAGCAAGACAAGGAGUUGGAUGAUUUUCAAAAAGACACAGUUUGGAAGUGGCUCUUCUUUGACUACAGAGAUGAGCAGGGAAAUGAGGAGGUUAAGUUUUAUGUAACCUACGAUAAAGAACCAAUUGCUAUUGAAUACAAUUACCAAUCAUUCAUUGCUAAACAAGAACAACCCGCGAAAUUACGAGUUCUCCCAACAGAUGAGACCCAGUGUUAUUACCUAACUGGAGUGUCGAAUAACAAAAAGUUUAUCCUCACGCUUGGAGCAUUUCCGUAUCAAUUGUUGCAAGAGAUUGCCAGACACGGUGCGAAGGGAACGUGGGCGAGUGACUUGUCAGAAGCAACGGGACAAGACAAGCGAUCGAUGACGGGACGAUUGAAUAAACUAGAAGAAGCGGGGCUAAUUGUCAAAGAGCACAGAUUUUAUGAAGCAAAACGGAUUCAUAGUACGUGGGCAGUGCAUUACAAGUUUGGCGAUGCGUCCAAGUCUAAAAAUGGCGAUGAAGAGGAGGACGGAUUCGACCAUACACCGGUCAAGAUGCGGAAAUUUAUCAUGAAUUCGUUGAAGCAAGCUCAAAACAAUAUAAGAACGUUUAGAGACAUGAAAGUGGAGUUGAAAAUGAAUAGACACUCACAAGCUGCGCGGUUAUUUGGAUCAGUUAUUGAAAACUUGUGUGACAAUGGCUUUAUCGAGAGAAUCGAUGUACAAGACCAGGCUCAUCCUGCCAGAAAGCUUUAUGCUUUGAGACUUGUAAAAGACUUACCGAGCCUGAUUGUAGAAGGCGGAUACGAAUCAUGGGAGAAUCUUAGCACAAAGACAGCACAACAUUAUGAGAACAUUUUUGAUGGAGACGCCGUCACCGAGGAUGACGAACACUAUUUGACUGCAAGCUUUAAUGAUAUUUUCCCGCUCACUGCUCAAGUAUACGAAGCUGUUAAAAGCUCGGGCACACAAGGAAUAACCGCGAAGGAGAUUGUAACAUCAAUACUGGGUGACAUAAAACAUCGUCAAAUCACAAGGCUUCUUGAAAACAAUACCGACUUCUUAUACAAGGAUGGCGGAUUAGAGGCACUUUUACCCUACCCACCCGAGCACAGAAGCACUGCUAUAGUAAAACAAAGCGAGUCCGAUGGGCGGUUAAAGUUUUAUCGGUAUUAUUCUGUUGAUAAUUUCAAAGCCGAAGUGAUAAAAUCCCAUAAGAAGAAACGACCAGAGAGGAAGGUACUAGGAAAAUCUCUCGUCAAUUUGGAAAAGCAGUUUUACGUCAAGAUUGAAAAAAUGUCAAACGGACCAUUAUUAGUCUUGCCAGAUUCUUUAAAUCAAUCUAGCAAAUCGAAUAACCUGCGAGGCAACGUACCAGUACCGGGACCCGACUACCCUAGCGUUGCUACACUGCAAGGCACUGCCAUAAAGAAGAGAAACAAUGAACAAAUUAAUGAACUCGAUAGCUCUAUUCCCAAGAGGCGACGAUUACGCCAGAGAGCAUUAAGUGGGUUAGGCAAGUCUGUAUCCGUCGAUACUUAUGCUGAUGAGGACGCGUCAAUGGAUGAAGUCGAGGAUCUGAGUUAUGCUCCAGAUGACGGUAAGCACAAUGAUGAUGAUGAUGAUGAUGAUGUGGCAGAGGUAGAGACAGCUUCUGUGAAGGUCAAGACUGAAAAAACCUCGGAAGUGGGUGACAGUAUCACUGAGCUAUUAACCGAACAGGCACGUGACACUACUAAUACAGACACGCCAUCUAAUACGGAAACAUUUAAUCGUGUCUUCACUCCUCAGAUUUCUCACAGGCGGAAGAAUACUCGUUUUAAGAAAGAGGCGGAAAAGUCCAAGAUUGACGAAGCGGACAUCAAGGGUGCUUUCAGACGUGAGCAGUUCAUUCAAUUGAUUAUGGAAUUGGGUGGAGCAACAUUCACUAGUGCUAAACUUGGUCGAAUGCUUGACCAAAGAAUUCAGCUGGAAAAACCAACUGAUAUCAAAACAAUAGCCCGCGAUUUGAGCAAACUUACUCGGACCGGUUUGAUUGAAGUGCAAGUUAUCCCUAUGAUGCAAAGUGGACGGGAGAUCAAUCGUAGGUUAAUAAUCUUGAAUGAUCCAAAGCAUCGGCCACUGGAUGAGUUCAUCGAAAAGACCAAGUCAAAGAGCAAGGAGCCCAUUUCGAACGUAUCUGAGAAGAUGCAGAUGCGCCGCCGCCUUGUAGAGACCGAUUAUACACUCCUCAAUCCCAGAGAAGCUUUGAAGAGAAAUACCACGAGAUUGAAGUCGUUGAAUAGUAAAGAUACACUUCACAAGAGCCGUACUCGAGCAGUAACUAAAUCCAAAUCAGGCUAUGACAACGUUUUGGACUUUGGAACAACAUCGGGGUCCGUCUCGAAAUUUUCUGGAAAAUUUGAAGACCAAUUGGGCGAAUUUGAACUCGACACCUCGAAAUCCAAAGUCAAACUGGGAACUAAGGGAACCAAAGUCAAGCGGACAAAGCGAAAGGAGUAUAAGGGUCAGCGUAAAAAUCAUAAAAUCAAGACUCAAUUCGAAAUCAGCGACUUCACCACUUUAUUUCGCGCAAUUUGUAUUUGCAAAGCGUUCAACAAAUCCUUCAUCGAUUAUGAUCUAGUUGCAUCUUUAUUUAAAGAUACUGACACCAGAUCCUUGAAGCGUAUAUGGGUACAUACCAGGAAGCAGGUUGGUGGUCUAGAUGCGGUGAACAAAGGGGUGGAGGAGUUUGAGCGUGUGGUUAUGAAAGGGAUUGAUGAGCAAUAUAUCUUGGUUGAGGAUUUAGAGAAUAUCGACAUUGCUUUUUAUCUUGAUCUAUGGGCCAGUUUCGAUACAUCUAAAAUCGAAAUCCACGACAAGUUUCCAUUGUACUCCACAACGGAAGAAAACUUGGCCAACUAUAGCAAGAAGCAUACAUUCGAGGUUCAGGCUGAUUUAUUUGAUUUGAUAGAUGCAGAUUCGAUGAAACAAAAGGAGGAAGCGCUUUCGAGUGUGCCAUUUUUCUAUAGAGUUCCACUUGAAUUGCCAUCUAGCCCCUUAGACCAAGUUAAGACUGCCAUAAAGUCCAUUUACAGAUACCCGCACAUGAAAAACUCCAGACAGAUAAAAGAAAUCUUGUCUUCCUACAAUUCAGCAGAUAUUGAAACAGCAUUCACAGAGAUGGAAAAUGAAAAAGAAAUUGUCCGCGUUGACGAAGAAACAAAUCAGUACAAAUUAACAGAAAAGGUGUACGCUGGGCUCACAUCUAAACUUUCGGUACCGUUUUUCAAAGAGGCCGGUUUGUUUUUGGAGAAUGUGAAACAUGUGGUGGAAUCUCAAAAAGGGAUGCUUUUGUCACAGGGAAUAGAGGACGGAAGUGUUGCAGAGUUAUUAUAUUUGUUGUCUUCGAAUGGGGCUUCUUUGGGUCAUAUUGAUGGCGAGUAUGUAUUCGAAGGGUAUGAGUCCAGGUCAAUGGACAAGGAUGCCUUGAAUUGCGACUUGGUGGUUUUCAAAGGACCAAACAAUGUCCCGAUCAACCAAGCUGUUUCGAAAGUGCGCGUGCCAGUGGGGAAGCCAUGCUCAUAUAUAUGGGUAGAUACCAAUGGUCAGAUUGAUGGGAAAUUGUGGACUCAUAUUAUCGUUUCAUUAUUAUACAUUAUUCAUUACCGACCGGGUAUCCAAGCUGCUACUUUGUAUGAAAAAGUUCACAGUUUGUUGAGUGUUUACGAGUUUGCAGUUGUAACCAGAUGGCUCAUCGAUUGCAAGUGUAUUGAGGUGGGUGAUUAUUCUGGAAUUUGGUCCACCCCGAGCUGGUUGUCACUAUUUGGUUACGAUUGA